AUGCAUGCAGUAUCUUCCUUACAACCCACGCCUCCUAAACAAGUCUCCCACCACGACAUGCUUCCUUUCUUCAACCAAUCUAUGGAACUCGUUCCCAAUCCCCUCAAAACACGAACUCGUCACUCUCCUACACUUGGUGAGCUUCUCAAACGCGUAGAAGAUGCUCAAAACGACAGCAAUAAUGCUCAACCCCAUCAUGUUCUUGACCUUUCUUCCCCCUCUUGUUCCACCACUCUUCCCCCACCUUUUUUCCUUUCUUUCACUAACUUGACUUACAGUGUCAAGCUGAACCAAAAGUUGACUUGCUUUUCUUCCAAUCAAAAUUCUCUUCCAAUUGAUCAGGAAACCGAAACUAAACCAAAUGGCACCAAGAUUCUCCUUAACAACAUCUCCGGUGAAGCGAGAGACGGCGAAAUCAUGGCAGUUCUUGGUGCAAGCGGCUCUGGCAAGUCAACUCUCAUAGACGCUCUCGCAGACAGAAUUUCCAAAGAAUCUCUCAAAGGUACUGUAACUCUAAACGGCGAUGUUUUAGAGUCAAGCCUCCAGAAGGUAAUUUCAGCUUAUGUCAUGCAAGACGACCUUCUCUUCCCUAUGCUCACCGUGGAAGAAACUCUUAUGUUCUCGGCGGAGUUUAGACUCCCUCGCUCUCUCUCCAAAUCAAAGAAAAAAGCUCGUGUCCAAGCACUCAUCGACCAGCUCGGUCUCCGCAACGCCGCCUCGACCGUCAUAGGAGACGAAGGUCACCGUGGUGUCUCAGGUGGAGAACGCCGCCGUGUCUCAAUCGGUACAGACAUUAUCCACGAUCCAAUCAUUUUAUUCUUAGACGAACCAACCUCCGGUCUUGACUCCACCAGCGCAUACAUGGUGGUUAAGGUCUUGCAGCGAAUUGCUCAAAGCGGGAGCAUAGUCAUGAUGUCAGUUCAUCAACCAAGCUACAGAAUCCUCGGACUGUUAGACCGUUUGAUCUUCCUCUCCCACGGUCAAACCGUCUACAGCGGUUCUCCGGCGAGCAUCCCUAGUUUUUUCUCCCAGUUCGGUCAUCCUAUACCGGAAAACGAAAACCGAACGGAAUUUGCACUGGACCUAAUCCGCGAGCUUGAAGAAACACAAGGAGGAACCAAAGGUCUUGUGGAGUUCAACAAAACAUGGCAGUUGAAAAAUCAACCACUUUCAGCAAAAGUCUUUAACAACGGAGCCAAACUGUCGUUAAAAGACGCCAUCAGCGCGAGCAUUUCAAGAGGGAAACUAGUCUCAGGAACUAACAGCGGAAACGGAAAAUCAACCGCUUCAGUUGCAACGUUUGCUAAUCCGUUCUGGAUUGAAAUGGCGGUUAUCGGAAAACGCUCUCUAACAAACUCACGGAGGAUGCCGGAACUAUUCGGAAUCCGCUUGGGUGCAGUUCUGGUCACCGGAGGAAUCUUAGCCACCAUCUUUUACCAUCUUGACGAUUCACCAAAAGGUGUUCAAGAGCGUUUAGGUUUCUUCGCCUUCGCCAUGUCAACAACCUUCUACACCUGCGCAGAAGCCAUUCCCGUUUUCCUCCAAGAGCGUUACAUUUUCAUGAGAGAAACUGCCUACAACGCUUACCGUCGUUCCUCUUACGUCCUUGCUCAUUCCAUCAUCUCCCUCCCUGCACUAGUCUUCCUCUCCUUCACCUUCGCCGUCACAACUUUCUGGUCAGUCGGACUCGCUGGUGGAACAUCUGGUUUUCUGUUCUACUUUUUAACAAUAUUAGCUUCUUUCUGGGCAGGGAGUUCCUUCGUGACGUUCCUCUCCGGCGUAGUCUCCCAUGUGAUGCUUGGUUUCACGGUGGUGGUUGCGAUAAUGGCCUACUUUCUUCUCUUCAGCGGAUUCUUCAUCAGCAGAGACAGAAUUCCACCUUACUGGAUAUGGUUCCAUUACCUGUCACUGGUGAAGUACCCUUUUGAAGGAGUGCUUCAGAAUGAGUUUGAUAUUAACCCACCAAGAUGCUUUGUGAGAGGAAUUCAGAUGUUCGAUAACACGCCACUCGGGGAUGUGCCCGGGAGUUUGAAGGUGGAGCUGCUGAAGAGCAUGAGCAGGACGCUUGGGAUUAACAUAACGAGCGACACUUGUGUUGUUACAGGAGAAGAUGUACUGAAGCAGCAGGGGGUCACACAGCUUAGUAAAUGGAAUUGCUUGUUCAUCACCAUUGCUUGGGGUUUCUUCUUUCGGUUCCUCUUUUACUUGGCGUUGCUUUUUGGAAGCAAGAACAAAAGGAAAUAA
Molecule: messenger RNA, 2244 nt
Organism: Vicia faba (fava bean)
Lineage: Eukaryota; Viridiplantae; Streptophyta; Magnoliopsida; Fabales; Fabaceae
Source: the annotation of a GenBank genome assembly